This is a messenger RNA of Erythranthe guttata (spotted monkey flower), 4585 nucleotides long. Lineage: Eukaryota; Viridiplantae; Streptophyta; Magnoliopsida; Lamiales; Phrymaceae. The record is from RefSeq and is a predicted model, not a curated record.
AAACCCCACAAAGAAAAAACUUGCAAUUCCUAUUCUUUUGAAUUCUCCACAAUUGUGUUUUAGUAGAGAUUAAAAUUAUCAAACAGAAUUAAAGAGCUCUAUUUAACUAUGGAAUAAGUUGUAAGUGCAAGAAGCAUAUGCAUAGUUCAUAACUAACUAUGGGUUUACGAAGAAUAAUAACACUUGUUUUCACAUUCCUCAUUUUCGCAAAUUUCUUAGCCUCGGUCCAAUCAGUCUGCAUAAACAACGGCAACUACACCGUUAACAGUACGUACGCCUCCAACCUCGACGCCGUCCUUUCCUCUCUCUACGCAAACAUCACCAGCGACGGUUUCCACAACGCCUCCGUCGGUCAAAAUCCAGAUAGAGCCAACGCCGCCGUGCUCUGCCGGGGCGACGUCGACCUCGACGAGUGCCGCCGAUGCCUCCGAGAUAUCACCACCAAACUUCUCCAAUCGUGCCCUAAUCAGAAGCAGGCCGUUGACUGGGCCGACGAGUGCAUGCUACGGUACUCGAACGAGUCGAUGUUCGGAAUUCUCCAGACAGUCCCCGGCUUCUGGAUGCGGAAUCCGAACAACGCGACGAGUCCCGCCCAGUUUAAGGAAGAUCUGAGAACGCUCAUCGACGAUCUGCGAACCAAGGCCGUUGGCGGCGGCGGUAUGAGGAAGUUCGCCGCCGGGAAUGCCACGGCGCCUGAUUUUCAGGACAUUUAUUCGCUGCUUCAAUGCACCCCGGAUUUGUCGCCGGAGGAUUGUAACAAUUGCUUAACUGGCGCUGCUGCAGAUAUACCCGGAUGCUGUGACAAUAAGAGAGGGGGCAGAGUUCUCCUGCCAAGCUGCAAUCUUCGUUUUGAGAUUUACCCCUUCUUUAAUCAAACUAGGCUUCAACAACUAGAGCCUGCGCCGGUGCCGGUGCCGGUGCCGGUGCCGACACCCGAGCCUCCAGUACAGUCACCACCAGGAAAGAAUGAUGACAAUUCAUCAAAUCGAACCGGUAUUAUUGUUGCGGUUUCAAUUGUUGCAUGUGUGAUAAUAAUAGCUGCUUUAUUUGGCAUGUGUUUAAGAAACAGGAUGAGACGUAAACCAAAGGAAAAUCCUCAGAUUGAAGCUGUAGACGAGACUACUACAGUUGAAUCUCUGCAAUAUGAUUUUAGCACGUUGAAAACAGCAACAAAUGACUUCUCUGAUGAUAACAAGUUGGGGCAAGGUGGAUUUGGAGCUGUUUAUAAGGGAAAACUUCCAAACAAUAAAGAAAUAGCGGUGAAAAGAUUGUCUAGGAAUUCAGGACAGGGUGAUGUAGAAUUUAAGAAUGAGGUCUUAUUACUUGCUAAACUUCAACACCGGAAUCUUGUCAAACUAUUGGGUUUCUCUAUACAAGGAAACGAAAAGCUCAUCGUGUAUGAAUUUGUUCAUAAUGGAAGCCUUGAUCACUUUAUGUUAGACACAACAAAGCGUUUGUGUUUGGAUUGGGAUAGACGGUAUAAAAUCAUAAAGGGUAUUGCCAGGGGACUUUUAUACUUGCAUGAAGAUUCUCAGCUUAGGAUUAUUCACCGAGAUCUCAAACCUGGUAAUAUACUCUUAGAUAGAGAGAUGAAUCCCAAAAUUGCAGAUUUUGGGUUGGCGAGGUUAUUUGGACAAGACGAAACUCAAGGAAAUACAAACAUGAUUGCUGGAACUUAUGGAUUUAUGGCACCAGAAUACGCAGUUUGCGGGCAUUUUUCUGUUAAAUCUGACGUGUACAGCUUCGGAGUACUACUCUUGGAGAUCAUCAGCGGACGAAAAAUCAACAGUUUUCGAGAUGAAGAGGAUAUUGUAGAGGACCUCUUGAUUAUCGCGUGGAGAAAUUGGCGGGAAGGAACGAGUCGAAAUAUGGUGGACCCCUUGUUGUUGGGGUCCGGUUCAGGUUCGAUGAGCGACAUAUUGAGAUGCAUUCACAUUGGUUUAUUGUGUGUUCAACAAAAGGCAGCCGAUAGGCCAACCAUGGCUUCAGUUAUUAUUAUGCUUAGUAGUGUUUCCAUGUCUAUGGCGGUGCCUUCCGAGCCUUCGUUGUAUAUGGUCAGCGAUUAUGAGUCGGAGUACAGCUCGAGAGACCAUGAUCGGUACAACACCAACAACAACCAUAAUAUCAAUAGCAAUCAACCGAAGAUUAAUUAUGGUGAUACACCAAUCGUUGAAUCUGACGACUCGUCCAAAAAUGAUGUAUCAAUCACUGAGUUUUAUCCUCGAUUUCUUCAUCAUCGUUUCUUAUUCUCCCCCCCCAAAAAAAAAAAAAUAGAAGACAGAAAACAGAAAUCAUUUCCAGUUAUGAGUUUUAAGAGCUGGAAAAUAACGUUGUCUAAAAUUCUGCUACUCGUGUUUUUUAUUACAAAAAUAGCCUUUGUCGGAGCCCAGGAUCAACCUCCGUACGUUUGUCUAAACAACGGAAAUUACACAGUUAACAGCACAUACAGCACGAAUCUCAACACCCUACUCUCAUCUCUCUCCUCAAACAUCGCCGACAAUGGAUUCUACAACGCCUCUGUCGGGCGGAACCCAGACACGGCCAACGCCCUUGUCCUCUGCAGAACCGACAGAACCCUCGACCAGUGCCGCACGUGCGUACAAAACGCCGCCGUUGGGGUAUUGGAGGUGUGCCCUAAUCGGAGGCAGGCUGUUAUAUGGUACGAAUUCUGCAUGCUGCGCUACUCAAACGAGCCCAUAUUUCGAACUCCGACUUUCGAUCCAGGACUUAUCCUGCGUAACACUGCAGACGUAUCGAGUUCCGUCGUCGAUCAGUUUAGGGAGAACCGGACGAGACUGGUGGCAGAUCUUCGGGUUCGGGCGGCUAACGGCAGCUCAGCCGUGAAGGGUGGUGCAGGGAGUAGGAAUACAUCGAAUUCCGAAACGCUUCAUAUGCUGGUUCAGUGCACCCCGGAUUUGUCAUCGGAGGAUUGUAAUGAUUGCUUGAACCGGGCGGCUCAACCUAUCGGAAGUUCUAGUGCGAGAGGAAUGAGACUGCUGUUUCCCAGCUGCAAUAUUCGGUAUGAGCUUUACUCCUUCUACAAUGAAACCAGGCUCCGCCAAAUCCAGGCACUAUUGCCGCCGCCGCCGCCGUCACCACCUUCUCCACCGGCAGGAACGAAUAACGAUACCACAGGAGGAAACGGAACGAAUAACGACAGUACAAGAGGAAAGAAAGAUGAUAACACAACUAAAAUUGUUAUCAGCAUUGUCGUUCCAGUUGUCGUGUGUUUAAUCGUGGCUGCUUUUGCUGUAAUCUGCGUGAGAAAGAGAAUGAAAAGGAGGGCACGACAGAGAAUCCCCUCCGAUGAUGUAGAAGAUAACGGUGAUAUUAGCACCGUUGAAUCACUCCAACACGACUUUGGCAAAAUUAGAGACGCAACCAAUGAUUUCGACGAUGCUAACAAGCUCGGGCAAGGUGGAUUUGGAGCUGUUUAUAUGGGAAGACUUCGAAACGGUGAAGAAAUAGCUGUUAAAAGAUUGUCUAAAGAUUCAGGGCAAGGCAAUGUGGAGUUCAAGAACGAGGUGUUGUUACUUGCUAAGCUUCAACAUAGGAAUUUGGUCAGACUAUUGGGUUUCUCUAUCGAAGGAACCGAAAGGCUUCUAAUAUACGAAUACGUCGAGAAUGCCAGUUUAGACCAGUUCAUUUUUGACCCGGUCAAACGUUCGAUCUUGGAUUGGGAUAAACGCUACAAGAUUAUAGGGGGUAUAGCAAGGGGGCUUGUGUACUUGCACGAAGACUCUCGACUCAGGAUUAUUCACCGUGAUCUAAAAGCCAGUAAUAUACUCUUGGAUGGGGAGAUGAACCCUAAAAUCGCAGAUUUUGGCAUGGCGAGAUUGUUUGGACAAGAUGAAACUCAGGGAAACACAAGCAAGAUUGUCGGAACUUAUGGAUAUAUGUCGCCUGAAUAUGCAAUGCAUGGGCAUUUCUCCGUUAAGUCAGAUGUGUUUAGCUUCGGAGUUUUAGUCCUGGAAAUAAUGAGCGGUCAGAAAAAUAAUUCUAUCAGAAAUGGGGACAAUGUGGAGGAUCUCUUGACUUUUACGUGGAAGAAUUGGAGGGAAGGAACAGCGGAGAAUAUUAUAGACCCUGUCCUGAGAACAGCUGGCACGGGCUCGUUACGUGACAUGAUAAAGUGCAUACACAUUGGUUUGUUGUGCGUGCAAGAAAAUGCAGCUAACAGACCAACAAUGGCUUCGAUUCUCGUAAUGCUGAGUAGCUCAACCAUGACUCUGCCUGUACCUUCUGAGCCUGCGUUUUUUAUGGCUAGUCGUUUUGGUCCGAACACUUUACUCUUUCGUAACUACGAUGAUUCGAACUCGUCGGAUGUUAGCAAAGGAUUGAAGGCCAGAACAGCUAUGUCUGAAGGCUCGUCUGUAAAUGAUGUGACAGUUACCGAGUUAGAUCCUCGGUGAUUUUGGAAUAUUUUCUUAUUGUGAUAAGAUUGGUUUGUAUUAUGUUGGUUGUGGGUUUUGAACUACGCAUAUAGGCUAUAUUUGAAUCGCGGUUUCGUUUCGUUUUUUAUGUUGUGUGUGUUAAUAUUUCUGAAAUAAAGCUGUGAACUACACAAUAAUCUUGAUUUCAAGGC